Molecule: messenger RNA, 1008 nt
Organism: Clonostachys byssicola
Lineage: Eukaryota; Fungi; Ascomycota; Sordariomycetes; Hypocreales; Bionectriaceae
Source: the annotation of a GenBank genome assembly
AUGAAGCUCGCCGGCUUGUUUUUCUGCGCUUCAAUAGCAGCAGCAUUCCCUUUGACCUUACAGAACUCCCUAGAUGUCAAGUUGGAGCGACAGGGGAACUCCCAGAUUAAAGCUACCGUGACAAAUUUUGCUGGCUCGGGCCUCAACAUCCUGAAGCACGGAUCGAUUUUUGAUAACAAGCCAGUUGAGAAGGCUAGAGUCUAUUCUACAAGCAAGCUAUCUAUGGUGUACCCCAACCUUAACAACCUCAACCAAGAUUCAUUCGUUGCAAUUGGUGCUGGAGAGUCUAUCGAAGAGAUUUUCGACGUGGCCGAGUUCCAUAAUCUCGCAAGUGGCGGCAGCUUUACAAUUUGGACGGACGGAGUCUUUCAGUAUGCUCCGGAGGGGACUACCAAUAUUACGGGUAGCAUCCCCUUCAAGUCAAACUCGUUGAAGGCGGAAAUCGAUGGCGCUGAGGCUUCUAGCAUCUUCAAAGCCUCCGUGGCUCGGAGAGCCAAAGUUGCCAGUAGCUGCUCCUCCAAGACUAAUCUCCCUUCUGCUCUCUCGAGCUGCAAGUCAAUUGCUCAAAAGGCCUCCACCGCUGCGAAGAGCGGCGGCAGCAAGUUGACCGAGUAUUUCAAAUCGGACAGCUCCAGCGUACGCAGUACUGUUGCGAAUGUCUUCGAUAAGGUCGCCUCGGAGUGUGGCUCGACUACCGGCGGUAAUAUUAUUGUGGAGUGCAACGACGUUUCCAACUUUUGCGAGGGCAACAUUGCCUACGCAGACACCGUCAUCUCCACAGUCGUUUUCUGCCCCUACUGGUACACUAUGGCAACAAGUGGCGGGUGCCACGUUGAUACCCAGGCUGGAAUCGUUAUUCACGAGUUUACUCACAUCCCCUCGGUGAAAGGCACCGACGACUAUGGUGCUUAUGGGUAUGAAGCUGUCCGCGCUUUGACUGCGGCGCAGAACCUCAACCAUGCUGACACAUACCACAUGUAUUCUAACGCUAUUAACGUCGGAUGCUAG